This is a messenger RNA of Ilex paraguariensis (yerba mate), 306 nucleotides long. Lineage: Eukaryota; Viridiplantae; Streptophyta; Magnoliopsida; Aquifoliales; Aquifoliaceae. The record is from the annotation of a GenBank genome assembly.
AUGACCGCCCAGAUGCUUUUGUCUCAGUCACAGUCCAUGUCUCGAACAGUGCUCACUUUUUCACCCACCUCCCACAAUCCUCAGUUCUUCAGUCACCACAAAACCACCCAAUUGAAUGUUUUUACACCCAGAAAUCAAAAACUCAAAUUUCCCUAUGUUUAUGCUCUAAAAAUCCCAGAUGUCAAUGUUUUGGGGAAAUCCAGUUAUGGGAAAUCAGGGUCUUUCAAUUCCCAGUUGGUCAGUCACCAAACCAUGCAAUUGGAUAGUUUCAGACCCAGAAGUCAAAAGCAAAAGUUUCUGUCUUAA